AUGGCGAGCAGCCUCUCAGCGCUAUCCUCUGCGUUUUCGUUGGACGUCAUGGGAAACCGGAUAUCUUUGCUUGAUGUUUCUGCAGCCUCACUGUUCCUGUAUUGUCUGGUUAGGCUUUCGGCACGUCGUCGACCUCCCGCACCCUUGCCGCCCGGUCCAAGGCGUCUGCCUUUGCUAGGAAACAUCCUCGACAUGCCCUCCAGUCAAGAGUGGUUGACCUUUGCUGAGUGGGGUCGGAAAUGGGGAGACAUCACUUCUAUCUCGAUUUUCGGUCAGGAGAUGAUCGUCAUAAACUCCAUGAAAGCAGCUGUCGAUAUGCUGGACAAGAAGAGCUUGAUAUAUUCGGAUCGUCCUGUCAUAGAAAUGGGUGGUGAGCUCGUGGGUUGGAAGGACUCUCUCGCCCUCCUUCCGUACGGGGAUCGUUUUCGAAGGUUCCGCAAGAUGUUCCAUCAGCUCAUUGGCACCCAUUCUUCUAUGUCUAAUUUCCUUUCCGUCGAAGAGGAGGAAACACGAGAAUUUCUGAAGGGCUUGCUGAGGGACCCAACCAGCUUCGUCCAGCAUAUUCGGCGGACGGCAGGCGCAAUUAUUCUCAGGAUAUCCCAUGGGUACAGAGUUAAGGAAGACGACGAUCCGCUAGUGGCCGUCGCGGACGAGGCCAUGCAUCAAUUCGCUCUCGCAACAACACCGGGCGGCUUCCUUGUCAACCUUAUCCCUCCCUUGAAACACCUCCCUGAUUGGUUCCCUGGAGCGGGCUUUAAACAGACAGCAAAGGAGUGGCGAGUCACCUUGAAUCGCAUGGCAAACGAGCCCUACCGUUAUGUUAGGGAACAAAUGGCUUCGGGUCGCGCUGAACCCUCCUUUGUAUCCAAGUUUCUCGAAGAACCAGAAAUAUCAGAAGACAGGGAAUUUGAUAUCAAAAUGUCGGCUGCGUCCCUAUAUGCUGGAGGAGCUGACACUACGGUGUCCUCGAUACAUUCCUUGUUUUUGGCUCUCUCCCUCUUCCCAGAAGUUCAGAAGAAGGCGCAGGCCGAAAUCGACGCCGUGGUGGGGAGCGAUCGACUUCCGACAUUUGAAGAUCGACAGAACUUGCCAUAUAUCAAUGCACUCGUUUCUGAAGUUCUGCGAUGGCAUGCAGUCGCUCCCACAAGCAAAGUUUCAGAAGACGACAUUCACAACGGCUACUUCAUCCCCAAAGGCUCGUUGGUAAUCGCCAAUGUCUGGAAUAUGUUACACGACUCCAUGGUUUACCACAACCCGAUGGACUUUAAGCCGGAAAGGUUCCUGGGACCCACUCCUGAACCUGAUCCUCGUAACGUCUGUUUUGGCUUUGGAAGGAGGUGA
Coprinopsis cinerea okayama7#130 is the source of this 1341-nucleotide messenger RNA. Its product is annotated as cytochrome P450. The record is from RefSeq and is a predicted model, not a curated record. The transcript is spliced from 8 exons. Bases 1 to 1341 code for a protein of 446 amino acids. Lineage: Eukaryota; Fungi; Basidiomycota; Agaricomycetes; Agaricales; Psathyrellaceae. Gene Ontology annotation, molecular function: heme binding; iron ion binding; monooxygenase activity.